CACAACACGAUCACGUGAUUGGACGUGGAUUUUGGUAUCAAAAUGGCGUCAGAAAGCAACGAGCCAGUUUUGGGGUCUCUGUAUCACGUUGAAAUGACAGACCACACGUGGCAUAUGGCCGAGAUUAUACAGAAAAGAGAGAACAUGGAUACCAAGAGAAUGGAGUACUACGUACACUACAAGGAAUUUAAUAGACGUAUGGAUGAAUGGGUUGGCUCCGAGAGGAUUUCGCUGGACGAAGGUCCUUUAGAGGAAGCACCAAAAGAAGACAAUCUAUUGGACUCUUUGAAUGGACGAGAGAGAACAGUAACAAGAAACAUAAAGAGAAGACACGAUGAGAUUAAUCACAUACAAAAAACGUUUGAUGAAAUGGACCCAACUACAGCUGCUCUAGAGAAGGAGCAUGAAGCACUCACUAAGAUCAAAUACAUCGACAAGAUUCACAUUGGGAAAUACGAAAUCGACACCUGGUACUUCUCGCCUUAUCCUGAAGAGUACGGGAAAGUCCCAAAGCUAUGGAUCUGUGAGUACUGCCUCAAGUACAUGCAGUAUGAGAAGACCUACGUAAGACACAUGAGCGAGUGCAGCUGGAGACAACCGCCUGGCAAGGAGAUAUACAGGAAAGGUAAUAUAUCCAUGUUUGAAUUGGAUGGACGCGAUCACAAGAUUUAUUGCCAGAAUCUCUGCCUGUUGGCUAAACUCUUCCUUGAUCAUAAAACCCUUUUCUUUGACGUGGAGCCAUUUUGGUUUUACGUUUUCACUGAAGUUGAUAGAGAAGGUUGCCAUAUUGUGGGAUACUUCUCAAAAGAGAAGGAGAGCAUUGAGUGCAAUAAUGUCGCUUGUAUUCUCACUCUGCCUCCAUACCAGCGAAAAGGAUACGGAAAGUUCCUAAUUGCCUUUUCUUACGAGCUGUCAAAAUUAGAAGAAUGUGUAGGAUCUCCUGAAAAACCUUUGUCGGACCUUGGGAAACUAAGUUACCGAAGCUACUGGACCUGGGUGCUACUGGAUAUAUUGAAGAAUGCUUCUGGAUACGUAUCCAUUAAAGACUUGAGUGCUACUACCAGUAUAUCACAGGACGAUGUUCUCAGCACACUACAAGCUCUUAACAUGGUCAAGUAUUGGAAAGGACAGCAUGUGAUUUGUGUCACUCCUAAAGUUGUUGAGGAACACAUGAAGAGUGCUCAGUAUCGCAAGCCACUGCUAACUGUGGACACAGACUUCUUAAGGUGGGCUCCGCCCUAUAAGAAACUAAAGACUACAAAGAGACAUUGAGGGACCCUCUACAUUCUGUCAACACAUUCUCUCUCUCUCUCUUUUCCUUUUCUUUCUGUUGUACAUAUUAAGGUCAUUAUAAAUGUAUUGAUUGAAAUUUUCUAAGCAUUAAAAGAUCAUUUAA
This is a messenger RNA of Amphimedon queenslandica, 1396 nucleotides long. Its product is annotated as histone acetyltransferase KAT8-like. The transcript is spliced from 5 exons. Gene Ontology annotation, molecular function: histone H4K16 acetyltransferase activity. Gene Ontology annotation, cellular component: NSL complex; MSL complex; NuA4 histone acetyltransferase complex. The record is from RefSeq and is a predicted model, not a curated record. Bases 43 to 1272 code for a protein of 409 amino acids. Gene Ontology annotation, biological process: regulation of DNA-templated transcription. NCBI's taxonomy places the organism in Eukaryota, Metazoa, Porifera, Demospongiae, Haplosclerida, Niphatidae.